AUGCCAACGCCACUUCCCAACCAAGGCCGCUACUCCAACCUCGGACCCCCCAACCUCGACUGGAUCUAUCCCGACCCCGACUCUCCCCUCCCCAUCUCCCUCCUCGUCGUCCCACCUCCCCAACCCCGCCUAAUAACCACACCCGCCACAUCCUCAUUCCAUACUUCGAAAGACAACCACUGGGCGCUGUACUGGCCCGUUCACCCACCCACGGCUUGGUCCCAAAGCCGGCGCAUCAUUCGUCGUAUACACGUCCAGCACGACCCAGGACGAGAUCAUCUAACGUUCUGGGGCCCGUUGACGGUGAUCGAAGAGGAGAGCGCGGAGGAAGUGGAGCGGUCGACGAGGAUGAGGAGGUUUGAGAUGGGGGAGGUGGGGAAGAUGGAGAGGGUGCUGUUGGAGGAGAUCGCGAGGGAGGUGGAUGUGAUGGAGCCGGAUGGGGAGUGGAAUUGUCAGGAUUGGGUUAGGGAGGUGUUGAGGAGGGCGGUGGAGAAGGGGGUGCUUGAGGGGGUGGUUUGUGAGAGGGUGUUGAGGGAGGCGGAGGGGGUAAUGCCAGCGAAGGAGGGGGAUAAGGGUAUUGUGGAUCCGAGUUAUACGAGUGUGUUUUCGGUUGGGUGA
Molecule: messenger RNA, 618 nt
Organism: Stereum hirsutum FP-91666 SS1
Lineage: Eukaryota; Fungi; Basidiomycota; Agaricomycetes; Russulales; Stereaceae
Exons: 1
Coding region: 1-618 (205 amino acids)
Source: RefSeq, a predicted model, not a curated record